Messenger RNA from Xenopus tropicalis (tropical clawed frog), 1402 nucleotides. RefSeq names its product RELT-like 1 (gene rell1). Gene Ontology annotation, biological process: positive regulation of p38MAPK cascade. Lineage: Eukaryota; Metazoa; Chordata; Amphibia; Anura; Pipidae. Gene Ontology annotation, cellular component: plasma membrane. The record is from RefSeq and is marked validated.
UCUGAGUACGUCACGCAGCUCAGCUGAGCCCUCCCCGGAGACCCGCCUGCCUGUCCCGCUGCUUUGGGUGCCAAAGUGAGAGCUCGGAGUGAAGCAGCCGCGAUGGCUCCUGUACUUGUGGCUGAAUCCGCAGAAUGGGUCGGGAGAGCGCUCCUGAGCGUCAACGUUUACACCUCUAGUGACCCUCAAAACUCGAAUUCGGACGUUGAAAAUACAACUGUCGACAACAACCCCACCAACCCGCAAUAUGUAGCCUUUGUGUUGGUGCCCAUUUUUUUCAUAAUGGGUCUUAUCGGAGUGUUCAUCUGCCAUAUGCUUAAGAAGAAGGGGUAUCGCUGUACUACUGAGGCUGAGCCUCCAGUGGAUGAGAAAAUCAUAGGAGAAAAAAUCGAAAUGCAUGAAAGCAUAGGGGAUACGAAUACUGACACCGUUGGUCAUAUUGUCAACUACAUUAUGAAGAACGAAGCUAAUGCUGAUGUUCUAAAGGCCAUGGUGGCAGACAACUCAGUCAUUGGGGAGACAAGUGUAUUUGAUCCCGAGAGUCCCACUACUCCAAACACACCGACCAGUCCCACCAGUCCUGACACUCCUAUGAGUCCUAUCUCCCCAACUGAAACGCCGUCGAAGCAUUCCUGCCAUGGGAACCAUUUUCACACCGUUGGGGGAGUGGCUGAAAAAAAUGUGUGCACUCGCUGCACCAAUAAAAGGUGGCACUUGAUAAGGUCACCCCAAAAACAUAAAGAGCCACGAAGAAGCCACCAAGGAGCAGUGACUGUUUUGUCUGUGGGAAGGUUCAGGGUCACCAAAGUGGAACCCAAGUCAAAAGAAAGAAAGAGGCUAAUGGCUGAAAGGACGGAAGGUACUAAUGGUGAGGUCCCUGCCACUCCAGUUAAAGUGGAUACCAGGCAGAGAAGUGGCACAGAUUCCGAGCCUCAAAGUCCUGUUGAAACCUGAGGAGUUAAGUGCAAGAAGCUGUGAGUAUUUUAUCUGGGUCCAUGGAAGAUAAGGAAGCGGCAUUAUGGAGAGCGGCAGAUAUACCUAGGAGCUGGCCACUGGUUCGGGCUUUAUGUGAAAGUAUGGAUCUUCCAUUCUAUACAAACAACAAGAACUGCCUUCCUUUAUAUUUUGUAUUUUUAGUGGAAUUUUUCUUCUGGUGAACUUUUAACAUGUGUAUAUGUAGACUGGCCCUGUAUGCCAGAUAUGGUUAUAUAUAUAUAUAUAUAUAUAUAUGUAUUUCACCUCCCAGCAGGUGUCCUGACUGUGCCUGUUUGUGCGAGGGCUAAUGUUAUAGGUGCUGGGGGCUUCCCCCAUAGUAACAGGUGCCUGGGACCCCCUGGCCACAGUGCAAUCCAUUGCUCAGAAUAGGGUGAAGGCUGCUGUAAAUAAAGCCACGCUGUAUAAC